Messenger RNA from Phragmites australis (common reed), 3793 nucleotides. Its product is annotated as pentatricopeptide repeat-containing protein At4g20090-like. Lineage: Eukaryota; Viridiplantae; Streptophyta; Magnoliopsida; Poales; Poaceae. Bases 161 to 2071 code for a protein of 636 amino acids. The record is from RefSeq and is a predicted model, not a curated record. Gene Ontology annotation, molecular function: protein binding. The transcript is spliced from 2 exons.
GUUUUGUGUUUAGAUGGUUGGAAAUGCGGGGUGGGCAUAAACCCUAGACUAGAGCGAGAUUUUGCCCGAGUUGCCCUGCUUGCAGCCAAAUGCUGCCUGGCUGCGCCUUCCCCUAAACCCCGCCGCCGCCCUUUCCCACCGCCAUGCUUCUCCUCCCCCUAUGCCCCCUUCCGCCUCCCCUCUCCCUGUUCUCCGCCUCGCCCGCAGACCCUCCCUCGCCGCCGCCGCCGCUGCCCGCCGCUACCACUCCGCCCCCACCGUCUCAUCCUCCUCCUCCUCCGACGACGAAUCCCCCCUCGCCGCCGAGCUCUUCCCCGCCGCCGGCGCGCCCACCCUCCUCUCCAUCGCUCGCUCGCUCGCCGUCGCCUCCCCGAGCCCCUCCGUCGCCUCCGUACUCGGCUUCCUCCGCCGCCUGCCCCACGACGCUUCCCCGCACAUCUUCCCCCACCUCGUCGCCGCCCUCGCUCGCUCGCCCGCCCCGCUCCUCGCCCUUCGCCUGUUCCUCUCCCCGCCCAACGCCGCCGCCACCACCCACCACUCCUUCAACUCCGCGCUCUUCCGAUUUCCUCUCCCGCCGCACCUCCUCCCGGCCUUCUUCUCCCACUCCCUCCGCCGCUUCCCCGGCCUCGCCCCCACCCUCCUCUCCUUCAACCUCCUCCUCAAGUGCGUCUCCUCCUCUCUGGUCCCAAGAAACCCCAGCAUCUAUCUUGCAAUCACUAUGCGAAUUCUGCAUGAUUGUAUUCCGGCGCGGAAUCUUGUGCCGGAUAAGUUCACCUACUCGACGGUCGUGUCAGCAUUGGCGGAUGCAGGGCGGGUGGAGGAUGCGGUGGCCCUGGUGCAUGAGAUGGUGGUGGAUGGGGUGGUAGCGGCUGAGGCUUUUAACCCCGUGCUUAGGGCGAUGCUGCGCACAGGAGAUGUCACCGGUGCAGCCAAACUGUUUCGGUUUAUGCAGCUAAAGGGGUGUACAAUGACAGCAGCGACAUACAAUGUUCUGCUGCAUGGUUUGUUAUUGUGCGGCAAGGCCAGGGCCGCGACGGGUGUUAUGAGGAAAAUGGAGAAGGAGGGGGUAGCGCCAGGAUUGAUGACCUACGGGGCAGUGGUGGAUGGGCUGGUGAAGUGCGGGAGAGUGGAGGAUGCAUGGAAGGUGGCUGAGGAAAUGGGGAGUAAGGGGCUCGCACCUAGUGAAUUUGUGUACUCGGCUGUGAUCUCUGGGUUUUGCAAGUCAGGGGAGGUUGACAGGGCAUUGAGGGUCUGGGAGACAAUGGUGGCAGGUAGAGUAAGGCCGAAUGUUGUUUUGUAUUCAGCAAUGAUUGAUGGCCUUGCCCGGUGCAGGAGGAUGAAAGAGGCCGAAAUGUUAUUUGGAGAGAUGGUUGAUGCGAAAUGUAUACCAAAUGUCAUGACAUAUAGCUCAAUGGUUCAGGGAUAUUUCCACAUUGGAGAUUUAUCACGGGCUCUCUCUUUCUGGGAGGAGAUGUUAAAGGUUGGAUGUGCACCAAAUGCUAUCAGUUACAGCAUAUUAAUCAAUGGGUUAUGCAAUGUAGGGAGAUUGAAGGAUGCUAUGAUGGUCUGGAAACACAUGCUUGAUCGUGGUUGUGCACCUGACACAAUCGCUUAUACUUCAAUAAUUAAGGGGUUAUGUAUGUCUGGCAUGGUAGAUGGCGGUCUACGGCUGUUUUAUGACAUGCUGGCGAAGGAUGAUGCCAAGCCAGAUGCCAUCAGUUAUAAUGUACUAUUGGAUGGCUUGAUCCGGGCAAAAGACUUUCCGCAGGCAAUGGAUCUGCUUAACCGGAUGCUUGACCAGAGGUGUGAUCCAGACACAGUGACAUGCAAUAUUUUCUUGCGGGAGAUUGGGAUCGCAGAGGGGAAAGGGAGGGAAUUCUUAGAGGGACUAGUGAUGAGGCUAUGCAAUAGAGAAAGGUAUAGGGCAGCCGGAGAUGUUGUGAUGUUGAUGCUAGCUAAGUAUAUUGUGCCAGAGGUGUCCAUUUGGUUUACUGUAGUGAGAGGAGUUUGUCACUCAAAGAGAGUUCGUAAAGUAUUUGACAAAUGUUGGGAUGAGAUAUGGAGGCCUUGAAGAUUUAUUUAUAAUUGUUCAUACACCAAAUGAGCACAUGAUUUGGAGCUCACAUGCUGGAGUGCUUUUAUACUCCAUUUAUUGAGGGAAUGUGCAAACUGUGUUAGCAGACAUGUUCCAUUGGCACUUUUUCCCCCAACAGAAGCAUCGUUGGCACUUUAGGACAUCAGGUACUCGAUUAACUACUAUUAGCAAGUUCUUGAUCAAUUCUUCCCCUUGUCCAUCUACAGCAGUUAGAGCUAGGUAGGUAUUCUUAAUUAUCUAUUGUCAAGUAUUUAUUUAAUGACAUUGCACUCAUGGGAAGGUUCUACUUUCUUCUUUGCAGAGUUUCCUACUAUUCCUGACAUUUUCCUUUGGUAACUGUGCAUGUCAUAGCCGAUGGCAUAAGUUCUAUAUGCUGAAUUUUUGUUCAUGUUGUUGAUGCUAAAACAAGAGUAGAAGGUCUAAACAAAGAAGUGUUUUCGACCUUACCCUUCCUUUUUUUCAUUACCUGUUUCAAAUUCUGCAUUGAUGGUUAAUUCCUACAGGUACUUUCUUGAUUCUCUAUCAAUAGUGUAUAUCUUACUGCUUAUGUGAUAGCGCAUUAGACUAGUUGUUAUGUUAGGGUUAUGGCUAUUCAGGUGAUAAGACAAGGCGUCUCACCCUGGCCACACUGCCAAGAGCCUAAGGCGUAAAUGGUAAGAAAACAUAUACCAUCACAAGUAGUAUGUUUUGAAUAGGAUACAAAAAUGGUAGCUAUGCUUUAUGAUGGUCAAGUGGACCAUUUAGAUUCUUUAUGUAUAGAAGGCCAGACAUACUUUGUGCCGAGUGUAUCCACAUCCCAUAAUGAGGUGGCAAAACCUGAAUAUUGUUAACAAUAGUCAAUACUGAUUAUCGUCUCACUUUUGCCAUGGAGGUCUGUGAGACACCGAAUAUGAAUUAGUGGUGGAUCCACCCAAUUUUCUCGUUCAUGCCAUUUGGUGAUGUUUUCCAGUUCACUCUUAACAACGACAUUCAUGUUGAAUGAUUCAGCUUAUGUACUAUUGGUUUAACAUAUUUGCAACAAAAAGGGUCUUGCUGAUUUUUUUUUUCACAUAUGUUAUGCUAUUGGGAUGGUUCUCUAUGUAAGGUCCCUAGGCUUUUUGGGUAGUUAGUACGCGACAGAAGAAUCCCAUUAGAAUAUUAUUCUGAUGGAUGGCAGAUAUGCAUGCAUAGUAGCCUAGCUUUUUUAGUCUCAUUUCUGAGUUCUUGUAUAUCUGUUGUAAAUUUUUAUUCUGUUCAGAUAUUAAAUUAAGUCUAGGAAUUUGUGUUCUCUCUCUGGCCUUGUUCUUGUGGUGUCGUUGUUGUACCUAAUAUGUUGUUUGAGUCAGUUUACUAGUAAAGUUGACCGAAGAUUGUCUUGGAGUAGGCCAAGAUCGGCUUUAUCAUCGUUCAGUGAUAAUCUACUAACUUACUCAGCUGUUUUCAGGUUGCUAUCCUCAAUCUAUGUUGAGGAUGGGAAGGCCAGGAUGGGCAGAAAAAUAACUAGCUUAGUACAGCUAGGUAAAAUUUCUGGGUUAUGACCUGGCGAUUGUUAGGAAGCCAAUUGCAGCUUGAUACCAACAAUCACAGGUCGACUCUCUUUGGGUAAACUAACUGACAUAACCAUGUUCCAUGUCAUAGAUGAAUGAAUUAAAUGCAACUAUGGAGGGAUCAUAAGACAAAGGCAACAUGACAUUUGAGCUUGUGGACUCAUUGUCUGUA